AUGUUGUGGUUCAUCAUGACACUACUCAAUCAACAAUUACAUGGUACUAAUGGUCAGACAGAAAUGUGUCGUUCGCUAUUAGAUUAUGGUUCCCAGUCUCACUUCAUAUCAUCAGCAUUGUCAAAAAGUCUACAUUUUAAACGCCAGAAGCAUAAUGUAAUCAUAGAUGAUAUAUCUAACACUACAAAAAGUGUGCGGGAGAUAACAAUAUUUGAAAUCUCAUCUUGUACAUCAAAACAAUACAAAUUAAAUACUCUGAUUACACCUAAAAGUACAAUAAACAUGCCUACAAAUAAAAUAGAUAUCUCUGAAUGGAAACAUAUAAAUAAUCUACCCUUAGACCACCCAACAUUCUAUAAGCCAUGUAAGAUUGGUCUGUUAAUUGGUGCUGAGUUGUUCUUUAGGCUGCUAUAG
Macrosiphum euphorbiae (potato aphid) is the source of this 414-nucleotide messenger RNA. The record is from the annotation of a GenBank genome assembly. NCBI's taxonomy places the organism in Eukaryota, Metazoa, Arthropoda, Insecta, Hemiptera, Aphididae.